Molecule: messenger RNA, 717 nt
Organism: Truncatella angustata
Lineage: Eukaryota; Fungi; Ascomycota; Sordariomycetes; Amphisphaeriales; Sporocadaceae
Exons: 1
Coding region: 1-717 (238 amino acids)
Source: RefSeq, a predicted model, not a curated record
AUGGGUGUCUCGUUCCUCUGGAAGCUGGUAUAUGACGCGCUCACAACAGACCAUUUCCAUUUCCCCACAUCAUCGAGCGCACAGGGCUUCUUGACUGUGACGAUCUGCCGGCAUAUCGUCGAAGGAAAAUUGCAGGAACUAUGGCGCUUACAUGUCUGGUUGCCCGGCGGAGAUCCUGGCCACGAAGGAUUCUCCAUCCACAAACAUAAUGCGUUUGGACAGAGUCGGUUCGUAGCCGGCCAAGGCACAAACCACGUAUGGUCGAUCGAAGAAGACGCAAAAGCGGAGCAAAAAGAAGACACACAGAAGGGUGACCUGAUACCGUUAUCGAAAUAUCGGCUUGAAUGGACCGAUACAAAUGGGUCUAGCACGGCUUAUAAAACCAAUCAGACGUCGUCUACGGUCAUCAAUACUGGAAAGCUCGUCGUGGCAAGGCGACUCGAGUCAACUAGUCACUCGAGUGGCAUGUGUUAUACUAUCGGCGAGGAUGAAUACCACAGCUCUGCAGUAUCGAAAGAUAGAAUUAGUGCCACCCUCUUCGUCUUCAAUUCAAGUCGGGGCCACAACAACGACGAGGAAACCAUCAUCGGCCCUAGGGAUCAGGAAAAGUCAACAUUUGUUCGUUGCGUAGCAGACAAAACUGCAAAAGAGCUUUGUAUCUUGGUGGAAAAAGCCAUCGACCAAGAACGUUGCGAACCGGUCAUGAAUAAAUGGUAG